Messenger RNA from Nycticebus coucang (slow loris), 1876 nucleotides. It is a transcript of the gene STX17, whose product is annotated as syntaxin 17. The record is from RefSeq and is a predicted model, not a curated record. Gene Ontology annotation, molecular function: SNARE binding; SNAP receptor activity. NCBI's taxonomy places the organism in Eukaryota, Metazoa, Chordata, Mammalia, Primates, Lorisidae. Gene Ontology annotation, cellular component: autophagosome membrane; SNARE complex; plasma membrane. The transcript has 8 exons. The coding region runs from base 178 to 1086 and encodes 302 amino acids. Gene Ontology annotation, biological process: vesicle fusion; intracellular protein transport; exocytosis.
GUUCGCUGUUGGGGGCGUUGGGUAUGUGUGGCCCAGGUGUGCCCUGGUGACACUGCGAGGGAUGACGCAACGCUCGGGGCGGAAGCGAGAGGCGGAGCCCCGUGUCAGCCCGCACAAGGGUGGGUGCAGGAGAGAAGACAGUUGAUAUAAGUGGAAGUGAUACAACAUUCUUUUAGAAUGUCUGAAGAUGAAGAAAAAGUGAAAUUACGCCGUCUUGAACCAGCUAUCCAGAAAUUCAUUAAGAUAGUAAUCCCAACAGAUCUGGAGAGGUUAAGAAAACACCAGAUAAAUAUUGAAAAGUAUCAGAGGUGCAGAAUCUGGGACAAGUUGCAUGAAGAACAUAUCAAUGCAGGACGUACAGUUCAGCAACUGCGCUCCAAUAUCCGAGAAAUGGAGAAGCUUUGUUUGAAAGUACAAAAGGAUGACCUAGUACUUCUGAAGAGAAUGAUAGAUCCUGUUAAAGAAGAAGCAUCAACAGCAAUAGCAAAAUUCCUCCAACUCCAUUUGGAAUCUGUAGAAGAGCUUAAGAAACAGUUUAAUGAUGAAGAAACUUUAUCACAGCCUGCUUUGACAAGAUCCAUGACCAUUGGUGGAGCAUUUCACACUACUGAAGCUGAAGCUAGUUCUCAGAGUCUGACUCAGAUACAUAUAUUGCCUGAAAUUCCUCGAGAUCAAAAUGCUGCAGAAUCAUGGGAAACCUUAGAAGCGGACCUAAUUGAACUUAACCAACUGGUCACUGAUUUCUCUCUCAUAGUAAAUUCUCAGCAGGAGAAGAUUGACAGCAUUGCAGACCAUGUCAACAGUGCUGCUGUGAAUGUUGAAGAGGGAACCAAAAACUUGGGGAAGGCUGCAAAAUACAAGCUGGCAGCUCUGCCUGUGGCAGGUGCACUCAUCGGAGGAGCAGUGGGGGGUCCUAUUGGCCUCCUUGCAGGCUUCAAAAUGGCAGGAAUUGCAGCUGCACUUGGUGGUGGGAUGUUGGGCUUCACAGGUGGAAAAUUGAUACAAAGAAGGAAACAGAAAAUGAUGGAGAAGUUCACUUCCAGCUGUCCAGAUCUUCCCAGCCAAACUGACAAAAAAUGUAGUUAAAAACCAAACUUUGAUAUUAUUGGUGCCAACAUGUCUAUCCUAAUAAGGACCUUUGCUGCUGUUGGACACUCAGUCAGCUUUUGGAACAUGAGUAUAUCAAGAUAACAGUGUCUAUAAAUGCUCAAGUGGGAUUGAACUGUGAUAAGUGGAUCUAUUUUGUUGUUUGCUGGAUUGUUAAUGGAGAUGUUAGAGAUUGAGGAGCUGGGUUGAAGGCAUAUAAUGUCUGUCAGGUAAAGUUUGAAGACUGCCAAGGAACAAAUUUUCUAUCUGGAAAUGUGAGAACUGAACCAGAUAAGGUCUUGAAAUGUGUAGAAGUGUUGGGUUGUGGAGGAAUAGAACUGGAGACCUUAAGGUGAAUUCAUAGAUGAUUUAGGCCUGUUGGCAAGGAAAAAGAAUGGGAGUUCAGGAUCCUUUGCUCUCAAGUAGGGAAAUCAGGACCUGGUGAGAAGCACAGGUGAACCCUAUUGUAGUUUGAUCCAACUAUAUUUUCUGGUGGAGGAAAUUAAUAGGGUAAGAAAACAAAGAGGCCCAACUUCUCUUUCAUGUAUCUUCAUUUGACAGUAGUGGCUACUUUUCUGAACUCUUCCUCUGCCUCUCUUUAAGUACAGAACACUGAAUUUUAAGUGGUAGAAGACUUACUAAGCCAGUCAUCAAGUUUCUAUGUCAACCAGUCUCCUGACACCUCAAAGAUCUAGUGUCCUUUGUUGCCCCUCCCUUGUAAUUGUGAAAAAUCCUUUGGUUUGUGGGGUGAAUUCCAGUCAUAGGUAACAAGGACUUUUCUCAUAGUCUU